Molecule: messenger RNA, 5076 nt
Organism: Anastrepha obliqua
Lineage: Eukaryota; Metazoa; Arthropoda; Insecta; Diptera; Tephritidae
Exons: 2
Coding region: 1-5076 (1691 amino acids)
Biological process (GO): DNA integration
Molecular function (GO): nucleic acid binding
Source: RefSeq, a predicted model, not a curated record
AUGGCAACAAACGAAGCUUCUCGGUUGUCACCUGAGGAUAUGGAGAUUUUUUACAAACGUAAGGCGCAAUCAAUUUAUGCACAAGCGCAAUCGAUUGAACGGGCAAUCGAAGGCGAAAAAAUUAAUCCAUUCACCGAAGUAGAUUUAAAGGUACGGUUGGAGUGCCUCGAACAUAUUUCCAGCACGUUUAACUUGGCUCAUGACAGCUUGGAGGAGCUCAAUUUUGACGAAAUCGGCGGAGCACUGCGUUCAAAUUUUGAAGAGCUACUCCUUUUACUUCGGUGUCGCAUACGGCGUGAGAUUCAUAAACGUCAAUCUCAAAUGCCAUCCUGUUCAACCAUGCGGCACGAUCCGGUUUUGGAAGGGCAAACAGUUGUUUUGCAAAGUCGACCACGUUUGCCUGAGCUCAGACUGCCUACAUUCAGUGGAGGAUAUACGGAAUACACAGAUUUCUUUUCCUUGUUUUCAACCGUUAUAGACAAGGAUCCGGACCUCACGGAUGUCGAGAAGUUGCAGCACCUACGUUCAAAUCUGAAGGGUCCAGCUCUGGAUGCAAUUCGUUCGUUGGAGAUGAGUGGCAACAACUACUCUGUGGCUCUAGAUUUGCUUAAUAAAAGAUUCAAUAAUAAGCGUCUUAUUUUUCAGGCACACAUCACUGAGAUUAUGGGCAUUAAAAAGGUGGACACUUCGUCAGCGGUGAAGCUUCGUGAAUUAUCCGACAAGGUAAAUGCAAACCUGCGCGCCCUACGCACCAUGGGGAAUUCGGAGCAAAUAGCGGGGUGUAUAAUCGUACACACUCUUCUGCAAAAAGUCGACAAUAUCACGCAGGCAAAUUGGGAGGAAGCUGCACCGUUAGAUCUCAUACCCUCAUGGGAGCAGUUUACAAGUUUCCUGGAGAAGCGUUGUCAAAGGCUGGAGAAUGCAGAACAUUCCAUGGCAGCGUAUACUCGUGGCUCUCAGCACCACAGUCUGCUACAUAUCGACUCCUCUUCUUCACUAAUGUCGUCACAAGGUCCUGCAUCUUCAGUGCAAGCAUCCUCCCAAUUAGCACCUCCAAACACCUCUAAGCUUGUUUCAACUUCAGUCGCACACCACACCUUGGCUGCAAUCUCACGAACAACGUCAAUUGUUACAUCUGCUCAGAAUCUCAGUCCUGAUGUUGUGCUUCUAGCCACUGCUGUCAUCAACGUUAAGAACAGCGCAGGUACAUGGGUACCAUGUCGUGCACUGCUCGACUCAGGGUCGCAGUUGCAUAUUAUUACGUCUCGUCUUGCUCAUCAACUGCAGUUGCGAAAAACCAAGUCAUCCACCUACGUAUCGGGUCUUGGUAAUGCAAACUUCGCCUCUGAUGGUUUGACUGUCAAUAUUAAUAUUCAGUCUCAAAACUCAAAGUACUCUACCUGCAUUACAGCGUUGGUUGCUCCUAACAUAACGGACAAUCAACCCUCUUUUACUUUGGAUAUUUCUCAUUGGAAAAUACCGUCGAACAUUUGUUUAGCAGAUCGGGGUUUUUUCAAGUCGCAACGAAUAGACAUGCUCAUUGGAGCCAGCCUCUUCUAUGAUCUCUUAUGCAUUGGACAAAUAAAGUUAGCUCACGGUCUACCGUGCCUACAGAAAACUAGGUUAGGAUGGGUUGUAACAGGUGGUGAAUCGCAGCGGCAAAGGGGAGCAAUAUUGGCCGCACAGUCAUCACUUGACAUAGGUUACGAAUCCAAUGUUCAAAUCGAUCAACUAGUACGUAGAUUUUGGGAGGUUGAAAGUUGCUGUGAAUCUGUCGCCACAUACUCCAAGGAAGAGCUCGACUGCGAGGCGCAUUUUAAGGCCAAUUAUAUGCGCUUGUCUACAGGGAACUAUUCGGUCCGGCUACCAGCAAAAUUUAAUAUUGAUCUCUUGGGUGACUCUUAUCAACAAGCGUUUCGUCGUUUUCUUAAUCUAGAGCGAAAAUUGGAGCGCCACCCACAGCGGAAGGCCCAAUAUGCAGCAUUCAUACGGGAGUAUUUGAAUCUAAAACAUAUGUCACUGGUUACUAAGAACAAUCUGCGGUAUUGCAAAUACUUUCUGCCACAUCACUGUGUUUUGAAGGAAGAGAGCACAAGUACAAAACUCCGCGUUGUAUUCGAUGGCUCUGCGGUUUCAUCUUCUGGAUACUCGUUGAACGACUUGCUUAUGACAGGACCCACCAUACAACCUAAGCUGUUCAACACAUUGCUUCGGUUUAGAACCUUUCCAAUCGCUUUGACGGGUGACAUAUGUAAGAUGUAUCGUUGUGUACGAGUCUCAGAGCCCGAUAGUUAUCUGCAGUGCAUCUUGUGGCGUGACUCCCCACAGCAGCCGGUCAACGUCUUUAAACUUGACACAGUCACUUAUGGUACAAGACCAGCUUCAUUCCUCUCAAUUCGUUCGAUGCACCAGUUAGCCAUUGAUGAACAAACUGUCUACCCCAUAGGCUCAAAAAUAUUAAAGCGCGAUUUUUAUGUCGAUGAUCUUAUUACAGGCGGUGAGUCCAUUCAAGAAGUCAAGGAAAUUAUGAGUCAAACUACAAAGCUGCUGGCAAAAGGAGGAUUCAAGUUGAGAAAGUGGUGCUCCAAUAAUCCUGAAUUGUUGCAGACGAUACCACCUGAUGAUCGAGAAACACUACUUAAGUUCGACGAUGGAAGCGAUAUAACUAAAACACUCGGUUUAACUUGGGAUCCUGCAUCAGAUUGCCUAUUGUUCGCGUUCUCACCAAUGCAGCCUUCAUCAAAACAUUGCAAGCGGUCCAUUUUGUCAACUAUUGCUCGUUUUUAUGACCCACUCGGUCUCAUCGGCCCUAUUAUUUCAAAGGCCAAAAUCUUUCUUCAACAAAUCUGGAAAGAAAGGCUUGACUGGGAUGAAAGUUUGCCUUCAUCACUACAUUCAUCGUGGCUUAGUUUGUGUGCAGAUUUCGGCCGCAUACCGCAAAUAAAGUUUCCCCGUUUGUCAAUCCAGCAGAAUGGCGCCUAUGAAAUUCAUGGUUUUAGUGACGCCAGCAUCGAAGCAUACGGAGCUUGUCUUUACGUCGUGUCAGUCAGUCAAAGAAGAAACCAGGCGCAACUGCUAUGUUCAAAAUCUCGUGUAGCGCCCUUAAAAACUCUUACGGUUCCAAGGCUGGAGUUGUGCGGUGCCUCCCUGUUGGCGCAACUCAUGCAUGAAAUAGCUCAAAUGAAACUUUUCUCGUGUCGAUAUUAUUGUUGGUCUGAUUCGGCGGUGGUGUUAUCCUGGAUCCGCGACGAACCUUCAAGAUUUCAAAUCUUUACAGCUAAUCGCAUAGCCACUAUACAGGAGUUGACUGCGGGUAUGGAAUGGCGCUACGUGCCUACGAAGUUUAACCCAGCUGAUAUUUUAUCCAGAGGUGCAACCUCUAACGACCUCAUUAACUCAUCUCUAUGGCUGCAUGGACCGGAUUUUUUAGCUCAAGAUAAAAACAAUUGGCCAAAGCCUUGCAGUCAAGUCAGUCAACUUCCAGAAAUGCGCAAAAGGGUGUUAUUUGCGACAUCUGAGUACGUCGACAUAACACUCAGGUGUAAAUUCAUAAAUUCAUUUGAAAAAUUACAGCAUGUCUUUGGUUACAUUUAUAAGUUCCAAAAUCGCUUGCGGCUUUCUGGAUUGACUGUUGAUUGCAUACGCCGUGGCACAAAACUACUCCUGCGCACCAUCCAAAGGCUUCACUUCAAAGAGGAUCUCAAAUUCCUUCAAGCCGGUCAAGGUGUGAAGGCAUCUAGUUGCGUUGCGUCGCUCUCACCGUUCAUCGAUAGUUGUGGAUUGCUUCGUGUGGGUGGACGACUGAAAAAUUCAGCUCUCGACUUCGAGGCGCAGCAUCCAGUCAUACUGCCGAGGCGUCAUCCUGUCACUCAGGCAAUCAUUAUGCAUUUUCAUAGGCGCAAUUUGCACGCGGGUCCUCGUUCCCUACUAGCAUACAUUCGGCUGCAGUAUUGGCCUAUUGGCGGACGAAAAACUGUUUCGAACGUUGUCAGCAAAUGCACUCUAUGCUUUCGAGCUAAACCGCACUUAGCGGAACAUAUUAUGGCUGAUCUUCCGGAAGAUAGGGUAAACUCAUCUUAUGCAUUUAUGGUCACAGGCGUCGAUUAUUGUGGACCAUUCCAUUAUAAAAACGAAAUACGCAACAAGCAACCCAUAAAAUGUUACAUUUGCAUAUUCAUAUGUUUCGCCACGAAAGCUGUGCACUUGGAGCUCGUAGCAGACUUAUCAACGAAGGCAUUCUUAAAUGCACUAAAGCGGUUCAUCCUAACGCGUUGUCGCCCCACUCGUAUAUGGUCGGACAACGCAACCAACUUUGUGGGCGCUAAGAAUGAGAUGGCAGAAUUAAAACGUUUAUUCCUGAGCGAUAAUCAUGUGCAAGCAGUUCAUGAAUUUUGUCUAGCCAAUACCAUAGAAUGGCAUUUCAUUCCACCUCGCUCUCCACACUUUGGUGGGCUUUGGGAAGCGGCCGUUAAAACUGCGAAAUAUCAUUUUCAUCGCUCGGUGGGCUCGUCAUUAUUAAACUUCGAUGAACUGCGCACACUUAUUUGCCACAUAGCGGCAAUUAUUAACUCAAGACCUUUGUUUCCACUUUCAGAGAAUCCGGCUGAUUUAGACGUUCUAACUCCAGCUCACUUCAUUGGCACUGCUCCUAUCUCUACUUACGUUGAACCAGAUGUCACGAAGAUUAACUUUAAUCGUUUGGAUCAAUGGCAGCGCGUAUCAUACUACCAGCAGAUAUUUUGGGCACGUUGGCGUGAGGAGUACUUAACUACCUUGCAGCAGCGCUCAAAGUGGCGCACACAGAAUUUCGAACUCUGCAUCAACGACAUAGUUUUAGUAAAGGACGAAAAUCUGCCUCCUCUCAAGUGGCCCCUAGCAAGAGUCACUGAACUAAUAUAUGGAUCAGAUCGUGUGGCACGUGUCGCUGUACUAAAGACUGCAAAUGGAGUCAUCCGAAGAGCCGUCCGAAAGCUAUGCCCAUUGCCAAAACAGGAUGAGGUUGAAAGCCCGAGUCUUCCAACGGGGGGAGGAUGUUUGGUUAUGCCGAAAGUAGCGCAGUCAGCGCAACCAACAUAA